AUGGAGAAUGGUUAUCAAAGACUCAAUGCAUCUGCUCUUCGCGCUUUGGCAAAGGCCUUUGAAGCCGACCCUGCGGGGGACCUGGAGGAUGCGCUCCGUGACCUGUCCAUGUCCUAUCCACGACUGCGCGACCGAGUCGACAAACGACGUGUAAAACUUGCAGCCGGGAAUAAGAACAAGCAAGUAGAUUGUAGCGUCUAUGUGCAGCCCCCGAUUUCUCAACCUCGUUUAUCCUUCCCGCCGGACCUAUUGUCAUCCCUGUCUUCAGGCAUCACUACGACACACAUCAUUUCAUCUCUUGCUCCUCAAGUUCUUGCUACUCUUGGAAUCAGUCACCACGAUUACGGUGGUUCAGAGAUCGCACAAGUGUUGUUUCGUGUCUUCUCCAACAAGGAACCGUUGGCCCUGAGUGGGCAACGCGCCAUUGUGGCACUCAGCGAAGAAGUUGUGGUCAAACUAGUUCGCAACAGCAGCAGCGAUGAGCUGACGCUUCUGCACUUCCUGCAAGAGCAUGUCCCUACGGUGGCUGCCCCGCGCCCAAUGGGAUUUAUGCUGGUCGGGACUAUAUCAUGUAUGUUUAUGUCCCGAUUUCAUGGGGAGACUUUGAAGGAUCGUUGGCCCAUGAUGCCUACCAGAGAAAAGUAUGCUGUCCGACUCCUGCUCAACAGAAUGCUGUCAGAUCUCCGAAAGGUUCACUUGCCCUCCGGGUCGCCGAUGGGAUCCUUAUCAAGCAAACAAGUCUGCAAGGACUGCCGGAGGGAUUUGCGCAUCAGUUCCGACCCAAUACACACUGAGGAGGAGUUCAAUGACUUCCUCACUCAUUCCCGAACUUCUCGCGCCUCUCUGGGCUACCGAAAAUGGGUACAGUCCAUGAUGCGACGUGACCAUCGCAUCUUGCUCACUCAUGGUGAUCUACAUCCCGGCAAUGUCAUCAUCAGCAUCAAUGGCGCGGAAUUGACUUUGGGGAUCAUAGACUGGGAGAUGGGCGGGUUCUACCCUGAAUAUUGGGAGGUAUUGAAGGCGAUGAACACCCGAAGCAUUGACGAUGCAAGUGACUGGUGGGAGUGGUUGCCAGAGUGCAUCAUGGGCUACGAUAACGAAAUUCUUGUCGACCGUCUCGUUGAAAGUACCCUGUUGUAA
This is a messenger RNA of Cyclocybe aegerita, 1140 nucleotides long. The record is from the annotation of a GenBank genome assembly. Lineage: Eukaryota; Fungi; Basidiomycota; Agaricomycetes; Agaricales; Hemipholiotaceae.